Podospora bellae-mahoneyi is the source of this 1425-nucleotide messenger RNA. RefSeq lists its product as uncharacterized. The transcript is spliced from 3 exons. NCBI's taxonomy places the organism in Eukaryota, Fungi, Ascomycota, Sordariomycetes, Sordariales, Podosporaceae. The record is from RefSeq and is a predicted model, not a curated record. Bases 1 to 1425 code for a protein of 474 amino acids.
AUGGCAAUCCUAAACCUGUUACCCCUGAACUAUCGGCGGCCAGCCUUGGUCGAAAGACCAACAACAAGCGCCAGUCAAGUUUCGACACAGCAGUCUGAAGAUGGAUCUGUCAAUCAAGGUGACACAUCCUUGAAGUCGAUCAGGUCGGGCAGCUCAGGAGGUAUCCCGCCGCCUCUCAGCUUUGAUCAUAUCAUAGAAGGGGGUACCUGCCCUCCUUGUACCGUUCGUGACUUCAUGAACUAUCUCAUCUAUGUCGAGCGCUCUGCCGAAAACCUCCAAUUUUUCCUAUGGUACCGCGACUUUGAGAAGCGCUUCAACGAAGCUCAAACAGCGGACCUCACCCUCGCACCAGAAUGGACCCUGGCGAUGGAGGAAGAAGCCAUUGCCCGUAUCAAGAAGGAGCAGGCCGAGAAGGCCCGCGUCAAGCCCUCCAAGUCUGUCAGCCCAGCCGUGGCUGAAAUCCUCAAGGGCACCGACUUUGAGAAGCCCAUCCGGAAGCCCUCCGUGGCCACCACCAUUGCCACGACCCCCAUAAGCCCUCUGGCAGCAAGCAACGGUGGGGAUCCGUUUGGUACACCCCCUCGCACCCCCUCAGACCGUGGUCAUCACUACCCUAAUUCAACCACAGCAACAACCUACAACACUGCCGCCAACGAAGCCUUUGCGCUGGCUGGGCUCAAGGCCCCAUUCACGGUUCAGCCGUUCAGGGUCGAGUUGGACAGGAUCAUCGCGACGUAUAUCAUGUCCGGCAGCCCAAGGCAACUCAAUCUUUCUGACCGGGAGCAAAAGGUUGUGCUGCAAGCUCUUUGCUUCACCACUCAUCCCUCUGCGCUGAGGGUGGUGGUCAGGAGCGUAGAGUCCACUCUUCGUCAGCAAGCCCACCCCAACUUCAUCCGCUGGUCGAUUUGCAAUGGUAACCCUGUCAGAGUAACAUUCGCCCGCUGCCUUGGAGUAGGCACUAUCGCUCUGAGCACCAUCGCCGCCAUCAUCCUCACUUUGUCAUCUGCCCCUAGAGGCUUCAGGGCGCUGCCAGCAAUAGGGUGGGUGAUUGGCGUUGCAACACUCGUAGCAGCAUACAAGGGAAUGUGCGUGGUCUUGCAUGGCCUCCAUCACAGACACGUGAGGCCAUGGGAGCUGUUUGUUGUUGACGAGGAGGACAAUCAGCAGAACGAGAAGGAACAGGAUGUGAGGAGUGAAAAGAGCCUGGAGACUGGGAGCAACAGUUUUGAGAAUGAGCCGUGGGUGGUCAAGUAUGAGAAAAGGAAUUUGAUCAGGAAGAUUUUUGAUAGGGAGGUUUGGAUUCAGGAACCGGCGCUCAGACAGAUCCAGGACACCAUUUUUGUGCAGAGCUUGCUGUUUGCGUUUAUUUGCGCAGGGGGGUUGACGGCGAUUUUUGUGCCGCUUCCGGGUGGGAAUCUGUUUUGA